Molecule: messenger RNA, 2718 nt
Organism: Stylonychia lemnae
Lineage: Eukaryota; Ciliophora; Spirotrichea; Sporadotrichida; Oxytrichidae
Source: the annotation of a GenBank genome assembly
AUGUCAUCUUCUAAAUCACCAUUCAAAAACAGUCUGAGAGUGAAAAAGAGGAAGAGUAUAGCAGAAAUUCACUUCUAGGAAUUCAAUAUGCAGUUUAUAGAGCAUGAAAUACUUACCUCAGAUCAUAGAAAAGCAUCAGAGGCUAAUUAAAUGAAUUAGAUUGAUGUGAGUAAAUUUAGAAAGCUCAAGACACCUUAGCUAAUGGAGUCCAUAUAAAACUCAAGCUUUGGCCAAUAUGUUAUUAAUCAACCAAGAGAAAGCAAUAUGUCAAAGAAGAGUGUCAAUAAGAAUAAGGUGUUCUAAGUGCAUUACCCUAAAACUGGUUUUCCAAUGAUCAAUCAUGAUGAAGCUUACAACAUCAAAACUAAAAAUCUAGCAUAAAAAAGAAAGGAACUUCAAGCACUUUCUCAGAAUCAUAAUAAUUCAAAUAGAAAUAGGAGUGAUUUCGGACAUGAAAGACUCAACAGCAAUUAUGGUACAAGAUAGCAUGCAAAGACUUCUUUUAACAGUCCUUAGCGCAGACUCGUGUCAUAGUCUGAGGCAAAUAGAGAAAGACUUAACUAUCAUCAUCUCGAUCAUAACAUGUCUGCUAUAGAUAUGAAUCAAACUUAUAUAGAUAAUGGAAGACAGAGUGCUCUAGGCUCUUCAAUCAUACAGGAAUUUGAGUUCAGGCCAUAAUCAGUUAAUCCAUAUGCAGCAAUCGCAGAUUAAAACAAUGUCCAAAAAUAAUCGUUAAAGGAUGCUAAGGUGAUCUUCAAAUUUCAAGACAAGGGUAUAUUGAACUCGAGCAACCUAAAAAUGAACAAUAUUACGAAGAGAAUCAGCAACUAUCACAUCCUUAAAGAUCAUAGGAAAUUUACUCAGCAAAGAGCUUCUAGCUAGGAGAAAAUUAUGUCUAGAUCUUGGGUUGUAACUUCCAAGAGAAUGAAUCUAGGAUUUUAAACAGCAUAAGAAAUGACUUUAAUCUUGAUGCAGGUCGAGAACAUUAGAUAUCUUGACUUGUAAAAGAAUGCCCUAGGUGAUCAAAGCAUCACUAUUCUUAUGCAUUCUAUUAAGAGAUCUAAGUCCCUCUAUUAUCUGAAUCUAGCUUCCACUGCAAUUACACAGAAAGGAGCUAAAAGAAUUUUCAGAGCUUUGAGAAAGAAUGAAUCGUUAGUUUAACUUAGCUUAGGAUGUGUAGAUGGUGUAUACAGGAAUCGAAUAGGUAUGAAAGGACUCCAUGAAUUUAGAAAUAUGCUCUAAAAUAACAAGACUCUAAGUAUCCUAGACAUCUCAUACAACCGCAUUAUGAAUGAAGGUUUCAAAGCACUUAUCUUUGCUAUAGAAAACCAAGAAAGUAUCAUAUCUAUCAAUGUCUCAAAUAAUGAAAUCACGAAAGAGUCUCUAUUAGAGGUCAAGAACUCACUUGUAAACACAAGCCUGCAAUCCCUAGAAAUAAACAACAAUGCUAUAAGUAAUGAAGGUCUGGAUGUGCUUCUAGCUAAUCUAAAAGCAAAAUACAAGUCAAAGUUGAUAAGACUUGAUCUCUCUAUGUGCAGUCUUAAUCAUAAGAUAUUCGCCAAGAUUUUCCCGAUUAUCUCCAAGAACCAAUUUCUUAGGUUUCUGAUACUAGACAAGAAUAACUUUGCUAAGGAUGCAUUUUCAAACAUUAAAGAAGGGCUGAGGAAUAACGUCACACUCAAAUGUCUGAAUGAUGAUGGUGCAAAGACGAUUGGAGAGUGUAUAACAACAGCAGGGCAUUUAUAGAUCCUUAUUCUAAGCAAUAACUCAAUUACUGACAGAGGAAUGGAGUAUAUUAGCACUGGGAUUACUAAAGCCCCACUAAAUCGAUUUGCUUUAUAGACUCUUGAUCUCUCAUUCAAUCUAAUUAGUGAUUUGAUAUGCUACAACAAGACAAUAAGGACUAUAAAUUUCAAGUCAAACUUGCUCAGAGAUAACUGUGGCAAAGCCAUACUAGAAGGUCUCAAUACUCACAAUAAAUACAUGAGCAAAAUUGAACUGACACUUAAUUAGAUAUCAUUCGCUAUCCUUGAGCAAAUAAAAAUAAGACUUCGCUAGAAUGAGUAGAAAGAUGCAGUUCACAAGACUAAGCAUUACUUUAACGAGAGACUAAAGGUCUUGUCCAAACAAGAGCGCACCUAGAAUCUUCAAGCUUAGGAGCAGUACGAAAAGGCUUGCUAGGAAUUGGUAAAGAUAAACUUAAUAGCAGAUGAUAAGCAGGAAAAGAUGAACAAGAUGAUAGACAGCGUGAAAAAUCAGAUUAAAAAGCAAGAGAUUGACUUAGACUUGUAUUUGCAGAAGAGCCAGCAAAUCGACAAGUACUUCAAGAAGCUUGACUUUGAAGCAAUAGUCAAGUAGAAACUGAAGGAAAGCGAGUUUUCACAAUUGGAGAAGAGCCUCAAGCAGUUGAGCUAGCAUAAUGAAACGAUUGAGCUGAAUUGCUAAAAGCUGAAGCAGAAGAUUCACAGGAAGCUAGACUUCUACAUUCAGGAGGUUAUGGAUAUACAGCUGCAUAUAGAGGAAGAGAAAUAGAAGGCCAGUCCUAUUAAGGAGAGUGCAAGAGCAGGUGGGGAAGAUAGCAAUAAUAACUAGAGUCCCAGUCAGUCUUUCAAUAAGUCCUUUAGCAAGAGUCCAGCACAGCUUAUUAAAAAAGCUUUGCAGCAAUAAGUAUUAGGCUCGCCUUUAAAAAUAAAGAGACUUGAUUCAUAGUAAUUUUGA